Molecule: messenger RNA, 4912 nt
Organism: Carcharodon carcharias (great white shark)
Lineage: Eukaryota; Metazoa; Chordata; Chondrichthyes; Lamniformes; Lamnidae
Gene: dpy19l3
Product: dpy-19 like C-mannosyltransferase 3
Exons: 19
Coding region: 815-3250 (811 amino acids)
Cellular component (GO): nuclear inner membrane
Molecular function (GO): mannosyltransferase activity
Source: RefSeq, a predicted model, not a curated record
GUAUUUGGUUCUCUGUGGUAGACGUGGGGGUGGGGGGAGGGUAAGAGAUUUCAUUUAGUUGAAGCCGUCGGGAGUGAGUCCAGCGAGUUUACCGGGCCUGGAAUCCGCUGUCAGCCUUGCCUGCCUACCUGAUGAGAUGUUAAUCCGAGGCCCCGUCCACCCUCCUAGAUGGAUGUAGAAGAUCCCGUGGCACUAUUUCGAAAAAGAACAAGGGGGGGUGGUUUCCGCAGUGUCUUGGCCAAUAUUCACCCCUCAAUCAAAAACAUAAAACAGAUGAUCUGACCAUUAUCACAUUCUUCUUUCUGGGAGCUUGCUGUGCACAAAUUGGCUGUCACAUUUCCGACGAUUGAAACAGUGACUAUCUCACUGGCUGCAAACAGUACUGGAAUUUUGUGUCAGGGCCGGGUGUGGGCGGAUGGAACAGGAAUCACUGGCCUUGGUUGUGACUGCACAAAAAGAUGACAUUUUCAGGGGUCCACACAUUUGGCUCUGUAUAUCUGCCGCUAGCUUUCCUAUCACUCCCGUUAUUAUCGGUGCCUUAUUUUUACUGUCAAUGAAGUAGGGUCACGAAUAAAGAUCCUAGAUUCUUUGCAGCAAUGGAUGUUCACCUUGAUACUAAUCACUUCUUUAUGCUUUUAUCAGCACAAACACGCAAACGUGAAAAAUAUUGUAAUUGUCAAUGAAACUAACUUGAUUACAAUCAAUGCUGAUUUGAAAUGGAAGAUUGUAUGUGUUGGACUAUAUAAUCAUUAAUAAUAUUAUCAUCACUGUUCUCAGGGAUCAGUAACCUUUAAGAAGCGGUGCAAGCUGAACCAUGACGUUUUUGAAACGAAGAAAGACUACGAAAGGCACCGAAGAAAGACCAAAACAACAGGAAGAUGAGCAGCCCAAAAUAAAGCCAACAACUGGUCCAGUGGCAUUGAAGCAUAUAACCUUCCUCAUUGGUGGACUUAUGGCAAUUUUCUUAGGACUUCUCACCUCAGUUUAUGUCGCAACUUUGCAUGAAAAUGAUCUGUGGUUUUCUACUAUCCAGUGGUAUAUCAUCAUGACGUUGAGGAAGAGGAAACAGCAAUCUCAAAUUGUCACUGAUGUUUCACAACAUAGUUUGGAAAGGAAUCAGAAACAGAUUGAUGCACAUGCUGACACUAAUGGAAGUAGUAACGUGUCGUCUUGGGAGCUGCUGGAAGCAAUUGGGAUCUGGUUACCUGUAUGGACAAUGGAGAUUAUCCCACUGCUCGGUCUCUCACUGGGACUAAUACUAGGAUGCUUUCACUCCUGGUAUGUUCAGUCCCUACAUGAGAAUUUCCUAUGGUUUUCAAAUAUACAGGAGGUUGAGCGAGAAAUCUCCUUCAGGACAGAAUGUGGCCUAUACUACUCAUAUUACAAGCAGAUGCUGCAGGCCCCAACCAUAGCCCAAGGAUUGAAGGAACUCGUAUAUGACAAUAAAACUGAAUCAAGGAGAACAAUAAACCUCCUUAAGCGAAUGAACAUUUACCAAGAGGUUAUCCUAAGCAUUUUGUACAGAAUUUUGUCUCUUCAGCGAUACCUGGAGCCAGUUUACUUCUACCUGUACACAGUAUUUGGACUCCAGGCCCUCUAUGUCAUUUCAAUAUAUAUUACCAGCUGGUUAUUAAGUGGUACCUGGAUGUCAGGAGCACUGGCAGCUAUAUGGUACAUCCUAAACAGAAUAGAUACAACAAGGGUGGAGUUCACCAUUCCGUUGAGGGAGAAUUGGUCGCUUCCAUUUUUUGCAUUACAAAUAAUGGCAAUCACAUACUACCUCAGACCACAGCUCAAAUCUCUUCAGUGGUGGUCGUUCACAUUGAUCAUGGCAUCAACAUUCCUUUUCUGCAUUACCUGGCAGUUUAACCAGUUUAUUUUAUUAAUACAAGCCCUGGUUUUCUUUACCUUGGACUGUUUAGAUAUGGUGCCUGCAUCAAAGGUUACAUCACUAUAUUUCGUACAUGUUGCUUCUUUACUUCUUGUCUGGAUCCUGCAGUUUAACAACUCUAUGCUCCUGGGGUCAUUGGUUCUAAGUUUCAUUCUGUCUGCUUUGGUAGUACGGCACUUGCAGAGGAAUUUAAAAUCUGGCGGUUUUCUUAUCAGAGUUUUGAAACUAUUGCUGCAUUUAGUUGUAGUAUUCAGCUUAACAGUCCUAACAAAUAAUACAAGUAAGAAAAUUCUAGGGCUAGAAUCCGAUGAACACAUUUUUAAAUUCCUUAAAGCAAAGUUUGGAUUUGGGGCGACAAGGGAUUUUGAUGCUAAGUUAUACCUGUGUGAAGAAGCUUUUGGCCUACUGCCUUAUGAUACUUUCCAAAGACUUCUGCACACGCUGAUUUUACCUUCAUAUCUUUUAAUUCUGGUUACUACAGUGAUCAUUGCUAUAACUGUUGCUGUUCGGAAUCUCAGUGGUUCAUCUCUAUUCCAGAGCACAUCUAUUAAAGAAGAGAACAUGAUUAUGCUGAGACCAGAUUUGGCUUACAAUCUAAUACACAAUGUGUUAUUUGGUCUGCUGGCUUUAAGCACAAUGAGGAUGAAAUAUCUGUGGACAUCUCAUAUGUGUGUCUUUGCAUCAGCAGCAAUUUGCAGCAAUCAUUUGUGGAGUUUAAGUCUCAAAGCAAUACGGCUGUAUUCUCCUCAGUGGGUCCGUGUGAUGAGGUUUGCAGUUCCUAUAUUAAUCUUCAUCUACCUUUACCAUGAGUUCUGGCCAAAGAUAAUGACUGAACUCUCAGAUCUGAGGGAAUUUUAUGAUCCUGAUACAGUUGAAUUAAUGAACUGGAUCAAGUCAAAAACUUCUAAAAAUGCAGUGUUUGCUGGAAGUAUGCAGCUAUUAGCAGGGGUCAAGUUGUGUACUGGGAGAACCAUAACUAAUCACCCUCAUUAUGAAGACAAAAAGUUAAGAGAAAGAACAAAACAGAUCUAUCAGAUUUACUCCAGGAGUUCCCCAGAAGAGGUGUACAGUAUCCUAAGAUUGUAUGGAACAGACUACAUUCUCCUCGAGGAUAGUAUUUGUUAUGAAAGAAGGCACAACAGAGGCUGUCGUCUGAGAGACCUGCUUGAUAUCGCAAAUGGUCAUGUGAUGGAUGGUCCUGGAGCAAAUGAUCCUGAUUUGAAGCCUUCUCCUUAUCCACGCUUUUGUGAUGAAAUCAAAUCGAAUAAACCUCCCUAUACCAUUUAUUUCUCUCGUGUGUUUAAAAACAAAACAUUCCAUGUUUACAAACUAAAGAAAAAGAGGGAUGUACCUUAUUAGAAGUACAUUUCCGCAACUAUUCACUAUUACGUUGCAAAAAAUAGGUGUUGGUUUUAACAGUACAAAAUACAAAGCUAUAUUUAUGAAAAACUCUAGUCUUGUAUUUGGGAUUGAAAGCUUUAUUCCUGCUGAAUGCCAGACUUAGUUAUCAUAGCUCAUGUUUCAAUCCAAAAUGUAAUACCCAGUUAAAGUCCUAUCUCAUUUGAAUGUUUUACUAGUUCAAGCAGUGUACUUUUCUUUUACACUUCUAUACAUUUCACUUAAUUUGUUGAAACAAGAUUUUUACUUCACACAUACAAACUGAUUUUUUUAUAUCAUAUCCUAGAAAUUGAAUAUUUAUAGAUCAAACAUCACCCCAUAAUUUAUUUUAAUCAAAAAUUUUUCUUGUCAUCCUGUCUUAGAACUCAUGGCAGGAUUUAUUUGAAUUGCUAAUACAGACUGCCAUUGGAGACACAGUUCUUACAGUAUUAAUUUUUUUUAAGAGAUUAUCUGCAUAAUCACAUACUUGUAUGCAUCGUGUGUCUUAUGUAAUACGAUACAGUUUUAUUUUGCUUUCAUUUAUGUUACCGUUCAUAUGGAACAAACUAUGCUUUCAGUUAGAGGCUGUGAUUAGCAGAUUAUUGAUAUUAUAAAUUAUCUUAAAAUUACAAGUAACAUGUUGAUACCUCUACUUAAAUAGUGCCAAAUUAGAUGAUUAGAUUUAUUGGACAGUAUUACAGUGAAUGAAAUAUUUUUAUUAUGGUGCUGUUCCACCGUUCUGGGCCUGUUUGUGUAUUUUAAAAUCACUGAAUUAAUGGACCACUUCAACUGACAAUUGAGGGAAAUUUUAGUCUACAAAGCUAUGUCUCAUUACAGUUUACACAAAUGUGUCUAUACAUUGGCAAGUCUCUGAACUGGUGGCUGAAGGUCAUUGUGUUGCCCAUUUCAGUGAAACACAGUGUUGCAUUCAAGUUUUAUUUGGACUGAAUGUAAAAUUGAGAAGAUUUUCUGGAUACAGUAAUUGUAGUCUUUUGCAUGAUUAAUAUUUUUGCAUGUAACUGAAUACAGGCAAUAACUAAGAAUAACACUACUGAAAUGUGGAUGUACAAUGUUGCUAGUGCUGCUGGAAGCUGUAGCGGUAACUAGUUUUUUUUUUUCAUUUUUGUGUCUUCUGCCAUUCCUCAUAAUCAACCAGUUAAGCCCUGAUCCUAUGCUGUCCUUUUCCAUCACGAGGGCAGAAUAACCCAGUGUAUUAUUCUGUUGAUGUUGUACCUCUAUUAGCACAAGACAAGUCACACACUGAACAUUACUGGGCUUAAAACCCUCUUUAUCUAGUCAAGAGUCUGCCCCUUUAAGGUUAUAGAUAUUAUGUUGCAAUAACACUUAAAAUAUUCCAAUUGGUAAUUGGCUCUUUGUACUGAAAAAAUUACAAUUAGUAUUUUUUAUUAAAAUAGUGGUAGAUUUUUGUUACUAGAAACAAAUUGACUUUCUAUGGCAACAUUGCAAUUUAACAAUGCUACAAGUAUCACUACUGAAUUUUGCAUUUUUAAAAAUGUUUAAUUUCUGUAUCCACUUUGUACAGCAGAUAUAUAGAUUUCAAAAUGGACCUUCUAUGGGUUCAGCUGUUACAUUCCAUUACGUUGUUUGGCAGAAUUUUUAGGAAAUAAACCAUCAUUCAAUUAA